This is a messenger RNA of Dermatophagoides pteronyssinus (European house dust mite), 1921 nucleotides long. RefSeq lists its product as uncharacterized. NCBI's taxonomy places the organism in Eukaryota, Metazoa, Arthropoda, Arachnida, Sarcoptiformes, Pyroglyphidae. The record is from RefSeq and is a predicted model, not a curated record. Gene Ontology annotation, cellular component: nucleus.
UGUCAUUGUGAUUAGUUGGAAACCUCGACAAUUUUUUUUUACUUUUCUGUUUACAAAUUGUAAUUUUAAUUAAUAAAUUCUUCAAUUAAUCGAUUCGAAAAGAAGAAUAAUGUACAAUGGAAUUGGUUUACAAACCGCUCGUGGAAGCGGUACCAAUGGUUAUGUUCAACGUAAUCUUAGUUUUGUUCAUGUUGGAAAACCAAAAAUUGAUUAUAAAACCGAGGAAGAAAUUCGUCGAUUUGAAUCCGAAUAUAUAAAAGCACCAAAUGAAGAAAUACUUGAACAUCAUCGUAAACGUAAAAUUGAAGUACAAUGUUUAGAAUUGGAAGAAAAAUUAGAAAAGAAAGGGCUAACCGAAGAUCAGAUACAAAAACGUGUAGAUGAAUAUCGACAAGAAUUACAACAAAAAAUGAAAAAAGCCUUAGAAAAUCGAAAAGAAUUUAUUGAUGAAAUUCUUCAAAGUAAAGGUGUUAAAGAAACACAUCAAUUGGCCGAAAUGAAUCGUAAUCGUAAUGAUAAAUUAAAAUCAGCAUUAGGUAUUAGUGAUGAUUUUGUUGCCGGUUCAUCAAUGGAUAUUAUACGUAAAGCAAAAGAACAACAAGCUGCUAAAGAAGAAAUGUUAAAAGCUAAUAAAGAUUUUAUACAGGAUACUAUACGAAAACAACAAAAUGAAUCAAAUAAUAAUAAAAAUAUUCGUAAUGAAGAAAAAGAUGUUGUUAUUAAAACAAGUAAAAAGAAAAUUAAAAAAGAAUCAAGUUCAGAUGAUGAUGAUGAUUCAUCAUCGGAAAGUUCAUCAUCGUCGUCAUCAUCAUCAAGUAGCUCAGAAUCGAAUAGUUCAUCCGAUUCAUCUUCAGAAUCGGAUUCAGAAUCAGAAGAACCAAGUAGUACCGAUAGUAGUGAAUCAGAUAGUAAUAGUUCUAAAAGUAGAUCAUCAUAUGAUUCCUAUCGUAAAAAAUCUUUAUCAUCAAAACAUCGACAUCGAAGUCAACAAAAACAUUCACAUUCAUCAUCAACUAAUCGUCAUCAUUCCUUAACACGUAAAUCAAGAUCAAAAUCACCAAUUGGUGCUGAAAUCAAACAAAAAUCUUAUGAUGAUCAUCAUCAUCGUCGUCAUCAUCGCAGGAAUUCUUUAUCACCAAGAAAACAUUCUAAAUCACCACCGACAAAUGGCCGUCGUAAUGAUGGCGACAAAGAAAUUUCUCCCUAUCAAUCGUCAAAAAAUCGAAUAAAAUCGGUUGUUUCAUCAGGUCAUCAUCAUCAGCGAGUUAGUCGCCAUCGUCAAGAUGAUAAAAAUGAAAAAUCUCCAUCAUACCGUCAUCAUCAUCAUCAUCGAAGUAAAUAUUCAUCUAGAUCUAAAAGUCGCAGUCCAAUUCGUGCACGACGAUCACAUCAUUCGAAAUCACCACGAAAUCGUUCAUUAUCACCAUCAUCAUCAUCGUAUUCUGAAGACGAAAAAGAUGAUAAUAAAAAUCAUCGUCGCCAAAAUAAAAAUAAUCGAAAACGUCAACGUUCACGAUCCGCGUCGAUAUCUGAUUCGGUAUCUUCAAUGAGCAGUGAUAACAACAACAGUCCGACUAUCAGACGAUCAAAUAAAAAAAUGAAAAAAUAUUCACGAUCUCGUAGUCCAUCUAUACCAAGACGACAAGGUUCACCAAGUUUUCUUGAAAAACGACGUAUAACCAGUGCACGUAAACGACCAGUUCCUUAUCGACGUAAUGGAUCAUCAUCAUCAACAUUGGAAACAACGACCAAUAUCAAUAAGACAAAUGCUUCGAUUGGCAAUCUAAUUGGUGAUUUAUCACCACCGCUUCGUUAUCGUAAUUAGCAUAAUAAUAAUAAUAAUAACCAUAAUAAUACUCAUGCAUUUUUAUAUAAUUUUAUAAUUAUAAUAAUGAUGCUUAGAAUAUUUGAUUGUGUGUGU